This is a messenger RNA of Trachemys scripta elegans, 4509 nucleotides long. RefSeq names its product receptor tyrosine kinase like orphan receptor 2 (gene ROR2). The record is from RefSeq and is a predicted model, not a curated record. Gene Ontology annotation, molecular function: protein binding; transmembrane receptor protein tyrosine kinase activity; ATP binding. Gene Ontology annotation, cellular component: signaling receptor complex. Gene Ontology annotation, biological process: protein phosphorylation; positive regulation of kinase activity; cell surface receptor protein tyrosine kinase signaling pathway. Lineage: Eukaryota; Metazoa; Chordata; Testudines; Emydidae.
GUGGGCUGCGGGCUUUGCACGUCUCCCCUCCCUGGGUGAGGUUUCCCCCAGUGACGCUGGGAUGCCGGAGGAGGCGGCGAGGCUCGCUCCUCGCUCAGUCCGGGACGGCCCGUUACAGUGAGAACUGGCUGGAGUCCGGGCGCCCCCGCCCCCGCCUGCUGGGCACUGGGACGCCGCUGGGGGAGCCAGGAGGGGGAGCAGAGGCGAGCUGCGCAGCGCUGAAGCGAGGAGGUGAAAUCCCCCCAGCCCCGGGCUGUCACCGGGCGCAGCGAGCUCCGGGCAGCGCCUCCACUUCCAGCCCCGGUCGCCUCUGCGAGGGGGCAGCCGCCGCGGGGACCAGCGCGGCUGAACCACAAAGGGCUCUUUGUGCAGCGGCCGGGCGCCCGCCUCCCGUCUCCCUCGCAGGCGAAACAGAACCGGAGGGAGCCCCGCGGGCAGCAUGGUCCGCACCGGGGCAGUCAGGGGGGCAUCAGCGCAGCGGCGGGGCGCGGCGAGCUCCCUGCUCGCCCUGCUGGCGGCUUCCUCGCUCCUGCCCCUCUAUGCAGCAGGUGAAAUGGAGAUACCAGAUUCCAAUGAUCCUCUGAGUCAAGUGGAUGGACAUGACAGGCAAAUUCCAACACCUAAAGGUUACUUUCUGACCUUUCUGGAACCAGUCAACAAUAUCACCAUAGUCCAGGGCCAGACAGCAAUUCUCCAUUGCAAGGUAGCAGGAAAUCCUUCCCCCAACGUCAGAUGGUUAAAAAAUGAUGCACCAGUGGUUCAGGAGCCAAGAAGGAUCAUCAUAAGAAAAACAGAUUAUGGUUCACGGUUAAGAAUCCAAGAUCUCGACACUACUGACACUGGGUACUAUCAGUGUGUAGCUACUAAUGGAAUGAAGACAAUAACUGCGACAGGAGUUCUUUUUGUAAGGCUUGGCCCAACAAACAGCCCGAAUCACAAUUUUCAAUCACCAGUGUUACAAUGGCUCUGGAGCUGAUUAUAGAGGGACCAUUAGUGUCACCAAAUCAGGCCAUAACUGUCAGCAUUGGAAUUCCCAGCAUCCUCAUAACCAUGAUCUGACAAGCACACAGUUUCCAGAGCUAGGAGGUGGACAUGCAUAUUGCCGAAAUCCUGGAAGUCAGAUGGAUGGUCCCUGGUGUUUUACACAGAAUAAAAACGUACGCAUGGAACUGUGUGAAGUACCGUCUUGUAGUCCACGUGACAACAGCAAAAUGGGGAUCCUCUACAUUCUGGUUCCCAGCAUAGCCAUUCCUUUGGUUAUUGCCUGCCUUUUCUUCUUGGUCUGCAUGUGUAGGAACAAACAAAAGGCAUCUGCUGCUACACCCCAACGUCGCCAGUUGAUGGCAUCUCCUAGCCAGGACAUGGAAAUGCCACUUAUUAAUCAGCACAAACAGACUAAACUUAAAGAGAUCAAUCUGUCUACUGUGAGGUUUAUGGAAGAGCUAGGGGAAGAGAGGUUUGGAAAAGUCUACAAGGGGCAUCUCUUUGGUACAACGCCUGGUGAACAGACACAAGCUAUUGCCAUCAAAACACUCAAAGACAAAGCAGAAUUGGCUCUUCGGGAAGAAUUCAAACAUGAAGCAAUGAUGAGAUCACGUUUACAGCACCCAAAUAUUGUCUGCUUGCUGGGAAUAGUGACAAAAGAACAGCCCAUCAGCAUGAUUUUUAGUUAUUGUUCCCACAGUGAUCUCCAUGAGUUUUUAGUUAUGAGAUCUCCCCAUUCUGAUGUUGGCAGCACUGAUGAUGACAAGACAGUAAAAUCAGCUCUGGAACCAGCAGAUUUUUUUCACAUUGUGACUCAGGUAGCUGCGGGAAUGGAAUACCUCUCAAGUCAUCAUAUCGUUCACAAGGAUUUAGCCACCAGAAAUAUAUUGGUAUUUGAUAAGCUUAAUGUGAAAAUAUCUGAUUUAGGCCUUUUCAGGGAAGUUUACUCUGCUGAUUACUAUAAACUCAUGGGAAAUUCCCUUCUUCCUAUCCGAUGGAUGUCCCCUGAGGCUAUCAUGUAUGGCAAAUUUUCUGUUGAUUCAGAUAUUUGGUCCUAUGGAGUUGUGCUGUGGGAAAUUUUCAGCUAUGGCCUGCAGCCUUACUGUGGUUAUUCUAACCAGGAUGUCAUUGAAAUGAUAAGGAAUCGACAGGUUUUGCCAUGUCCAGACGACUGCCCCACAUGGAUAUACACUUUGAUGUUGGAAUGUUGGAAUGAAUUCCCCAACAGAAGACCCAGAUUUAAAGAUAUUCACAAUAGACUAAGAACAUGGGGAAACAUUUCUAAUUACAACAGCUCAGCACAAACCUCUGGGGCAAGCAACACAACACAAACAAGUUCUCUCAGCACAAGUCCUGUUAGUAAUAUCAGCAAUGCUAGGUACGUUGGACCAAAGCAGAAAACUCAGGCUUUCCCUCAACCACAGUUCAUACCAAUGAAAGGGCAGAUCAGACCAAUGGUCCCACCUCCACAGCUCUACAUUCCUGUCAAUGGUUAUCAACCGAUGCCAGCGUAUGGUGCCUACUUGCCAAAUUUUUACCCGGUCCAAAUCCCAAUGCAAAUGGCUCCACAGCAAAUGCCUCCACAGAUGAUUCCAAAACCGGGCUCCCAUCACAGUGGGAGUGGUUCUACCAGCACAGGCUAUGUAACAACAGCACCCUCCAAUGCAUCUGUGGCAGACAGGGCUGCUCUGCUCUCAGAGGGUACAGAUGAUACACAUAAUGGAGCAGAAGAUAUAGCCCAGAAACCUGUCCAGGAAGAAGAGGAGGAGGAGGGUUCUGUACCAGAAACAGAAUUACUGGGGGAUAAUGACACUCUUCAGAUGGAUGAAGCAGAGAUUCAAUCAGAAGCCUAAUGAAAUUGGACUCACUACUAAGAGAAAGUUUCACAUCACUUCAGUGCAGUUGGAGACUGUAGUCCCUUUGACUUAAGAUCAGUCAAUUUGAUCUGACUUUUUAGCCCCAAUUGACCAAACUUAAAAAUAAAAUCAAAUGCAGCAGUAAUGAUAUAUCAAGUUUAUUGAUCAUUGCAAAAAUCUGAUGGUAACAAACAUGAUGGUAUAGAAUUGCUGUUUCUAAUUUUUUAAUUGACUACCGUUCUUGAGGGAGGCUGCUUUACUAUAAUGUACUGUUGCUGUGCAACAUAUUGCGGAGUAGCAUUGCACAUCAUGUAUAUCAUGAUCUGUGAUUGUAAUUUUAGUGAAUUAUGCUUAAGUCAAUAACAGAAAAAGGAAUCAAACUGCAAUAGCACGCAGGAUUGCUCUGAGUGUGAAGAAGUGCCCUGGAUGUGAUGGACAGCUUAGCAUAUAGUAUUUAUCUCUUUGAUAUAAUGAACAAGAGAUUGUAUGUUUAUUUUUUAAAUCGGAAAAAAAAAGUUAAGAAUAUUGUUCCAUGUUUGUAUUACAAUAGGCAGAAAAUUAGGGAAACGGGACAUAACGUGAGAAAAGCGAGAAUGUCUUUCUUACAUUACUCCCAUGACUAUGGCAGAAACUUCCAAUGAGAUCAGUUGAUUUCCUCUGUGAAUGAGUUCCUUCACUGCUGCAUAUUUUUAGCAGCAACUAGCCGUAAUACAUUGUUAACCAAAAGCAGACACAUGGAAGGCUGUGCACUAACUUAACAAUCCAACUUAUGUUGCAUGUUGGUUGUCAAGUACAGAAAAGGGCUUAAGAUACACGUUUCUACAUUUAAAAAGUUUUUUGCAGGGUUCUGAACUCACCUGAUUUUAGUGAGGAUAGUGCUAGAUUGCAUGUAAAACCUUGUUAGUUUCCUGCCUUCUUAGUGAAAAUGGAUUUUUGAAUUUUAGAAGACCAAAAUAAGCAGUAUUGUACAGGAUGCUGUUUUUGUGCUUCUUCUUGCAAGAUGAAUCAUGUACAGAUCUUUAAAUGUAAUUUAUGUUUUAUUACAUUUUAUAUACCUUUUUCAUUUAAGUAUUUUGAUCUUUGAAGAAAAGGCUUUAUAAUUUAAUCGUUUACAUUAUCCACUUGGGAUGCAGUUUUAUUGUAUUUUUUUGGGUUCAUUUUGUAAAAUAUAUAAGCAGGUCCAUACAUUUCAUGACUGUUUCUGUAAUAUACACACACACACACACACACACACACUGUAGUAUUGUAAUAGCCAACACACAGUAUAGUAAUAAAUUGUAAAUUCAACAUGGAAUAUCCAAUAAAGUGAUGCAAAACGUUUGAUUAAGUAAGUUAUCAUUACAGUUCCUACAGAAGUUAUUUUUGUUACAACACUUUGUGAAAUGAAGUACACUGUAGAAGUGGAAAUUGCCAAAGUUCCUCAUGGUUACAGCUUUUGUAUGAACUACUACACUUAAUUAUGAACUACUAUUAUACUCAAUUUGGAUUUACUUACAAGGUGUGCAUCAUUGUAACCGAUAGCCUAUGUCACUGGUGUGGCAGCUUUACUGGUUUCUCGCUUUUCACCUGGACUUGGAAAUGCACUGGUAGAAAAACAAUGAAAAAGCUCUAUUGCUUUUUGUUAAUGUAAGGCGGCUUUGGAUGCUAUUAAUAAAACAUUAUAAAUAUU